AUGGAGGUGAAGAUCAGAGUACAAGCUAGCUUGGGAAUCACAAAGGUAGGAGGCGUGGGCAAGUAUUUAGGCCUGCCUGAACACUUCGGGAGGCGAAAGAAAGACCUCUUUACUUCAAUUGUGGACAGCAUUCGACAAAGAGCCGCGAGUUGGAGCUCCAAGAAGUUAUCUAGUGCUGGAAAACUAGUCAUGCUCAAGUCGGUGUUAUCAGUCAAACCAACAUAUGCCAUGACCUGUUUCAAACUCCCUCUCAGUCUCAUCAAGCGAAUCCAAUCAGCGCUAACAAGAUUCUGGUGGGAUGCUAAUCCCGAUGAGCGGAAAAUGUGUUGGGUUGCUUUCUCGGAGCUGGCUAAAUCAAAGGGAGAAGGGGGACUAGGUCUCCGCGAUAUAGAGAUGUUUAAUGUGGCUUUACUAGCAAAACAAAGCUGGAGAAUUGCCACAAACCCUGAGUGCCUGCUCUCAAGGGUCUUACUUGGGAAAUACUGCAAUCAUCAACCAUUGUUCAGUGUCUCAGCUUCAUCCUCAAUAUCACACGGUUGGCGAAGCAUCCUCUGCGGUAGAGACCUCCUCCUAGCAAAUACUGGGAAAGCGAUCGGGGAUUGCAGAGACACUUCGUUAUGGGAGGAACCGUGGCUCUCUUCAGAAACGCCAACCCGUCCAAUGGGACCGCCAACGGAUGAGACUAAGCAUUGGCGGGUCUCAGAUCUUAUUAGUAGGGAGUCGGGAGAGUGGAACAAAGCGUUAAUAGAGCGCACCUUGCCUCAUGCUGUCAAGGAGAUCCUCAGCAUAAAACCAAGCAAAUUAGGCAAGCCUGAUGCUCUGGUAUGGCUUCCAACAAAAUAUGGGACAUACAACACGAAAACCGGUUACUACACCGCCCUAUCAAUGAAGGAGACAACCCACUUGCGGCCUGCACCACCACAACCUUGCAAUUGGAACGCCGAUAUCUGGAGGGGAUUAUUUUCACCAAAACUAAGAGUUUUCCUAUGGAAAAUUGUUAAGGGAGCGUUGCCACUGGGAGAGAACUUAGAAAAGAGAAGUAUUCUAACCACCUCUAAGUGUAUUCACUGUGGACUGCGAGAGACAGCAUCACAUAUGUUCCUACAUUGUCGGUUUGCAACAAGAGUUUGGGCGAUGGCACCACUGCUACAUCCGGAACUCAUCACCUCUACACCAGACUUUGAAACGGCCCUCAAAAACUCAAAGAAGAUCACUAAUCUCCCACCGUCAGGAUUGGCGUCUGGCCCUCUAGCAGUCACUCCGGAGGAAACACUGACACGAGCAAUAAAACUAGCGCGGGAAUGGCAAGAAGCUCAAUGUCAGGUACAAUCGCAGACUACAACUACUCCUCCACUGAAUGUAGUCCACCCUAUCGAGAUCACUUCUCGGAACAACUCUGGUGGAACUACCAUUUGCACGGAUGCGGCGUGGAAAGAAGAAUCAAAUAGAGCAGGCCUUGGCUGGAUCUUCACAGACCAUGCAGGCGAUACCAUUACGUCGGAAAGUAGAUCGGAAACUUUUGUUCCUUCCCCCCUCAUGGCUGAGAGCCUGGCCAUUCGUGAAGCUUUGCUUCAUGCGCGCCAAAUGGGCAUCUCCACCUUGAAAGUGAAAUCGGACGCUCAGACUCUAGUCAGAGCUAUCAACGACAGGAAACUUCUUAAAGAAAUGUUUGGAAUAUUUCAUGAUAUUCUCAAAUUGUCUCUACAGUUCCAUGUGAUCUCCUUUGUUUUUAUUCCUCGCUCAGACAACAUAGCUGCUGAUGCCCUUGCUAAGGAGGCUCUGCUUGCUUCUGAUAUUACUCUGCUAUCUGUGUAA
This is a messenger RNA of Brassica napus (rape), 1815 nucleotides long. RefSeq lists its product as uncharacterized. The transcript has 2 exons. Gene Ontology annotation, molecular function: nucleic acid binding; RNA-DNA hybrid ribonuclease activity. Bases 1 to 1815 code for a protein of 604 amino acids. NCBI's taxonomy places the organism in Eukaryota, Viridiplantae, Streptophyta, Magnoliopsida, Brassicales, Brassicaceae. The record is from RefSeq and is a predicted model, not a curated record.